This is a messenger RNA of Lucilia cuprina (Australian sheep blowfly), 1212 nucleotides long. It is a transcript of the gene UbcE2M, whose product is annotated as nedd8-conjugating enzyme UbcE2M. The transcript is spliced from 3 exons. The record is from RefSeq and is a predicted model, not a curated record. Lineage: Eukaryota; Metazoa; Arthropoda; Insecta; Diptera; Calliphoridae. Bases 468 to 1019 code for a protein of 183 amino acids.
UUUUGCUGUGUAAAUGUAUUUUCUUUAUAUUUUGGCAAAAAAUAAAUCGAAAGCAAAAAAAGGAAAGUCGCUUUUUAAAAUUAAACACGAUUCUACAAAAGAAUUUCCUUUUCCAGAUAAUUAAAAAAUAACAUAUACUUCUGCAGCUGUAUCAAAACUACAAAAUCUUUAAAUUUACAAAAAAAAUUAUAUAGAAAAUCAACAGAAAGAAAUUUUGCAAAAAAAGUCCACAUACAAUUAAAAAAAAAAGCAUUAGAAGCCUGAAACCUCAUCUACGCAUAGACGACAAGCAAGACACAUACCACGGAGAGUAUAGUGAACACCCCAUUGCAAAAAUUUCGAAAAAAAUAAAAUACAACAAAUUGGGAAAAUCCUAUAAAGGGGAACAAAUUUAGUUUGGCAACAUCUCUAAAACAGGAAGACAUAUAGAACUAACAACAAAAAAGUGUAUAAAAAAAUUGUAAAACAUGAUUAAAUUAUUCUCAUUGAAACAGCAGAAAAAAGAAGGUGACCAAACGGGCAAGAGUGGUGGUCAACAAAAGAAAGCAUCUGCUGCUCAAUUGCGUAUACAAAAAGACAUCAACGAACUCACCCUGCCAAAAACAUGUGCUACGGAAUUUCCCGAUCCUGAUGAUUUGCUCAAUUUCAAAUUGAUCAUCUGUCCCGAUGAAGGUUUCUAUAAAGGUGGACGUUUUGUAUUCAAUUUCCGCGUUGGUCCCAAUUAUCCCCACGAGCCGCCAAAAGUUAAAUGUGAAACUCAAGUUUAUCAUCCCAACAUCGAUCUCGAGGGUAAUGUUUGUUUAAAUAUUUUACGUGAAGACUGGAAUCCGGUAUUGACAAUUAGUUCGAUUGUAUAUGGUUUGCAAUAUUUGUUUUUGGAACCGAAUCCUGAGGAUCCUUUGAAUAAAGAAGCCGCUGAUGUUUUGCAAACAAAUCGUCGUCUCUUCGAGCAUAAUGUGACAAAGGCUAUGCGUGGUAAUUUUGUUGGUGUAACAUAUUUUGAAUGCUGCCUCAAGUGAUAUAGAAAAUCAAAGGUUUUUACUUUAAGAAAUGGCGUCUACCUUUUGGCCAUUUUAUUGGGUAUUGGUGGUCGCUUAUAUAUUAAUUUAAUUUUUCAAAAUAAUUAAUAAUGCAACUUAAAUACAACAAAAAACAACAACAAAGAAUAAAAAUUUAACAAAAAGAAAUAUUUAAGCUUCAAAUUUUUUCUUU